Messenger RNA from Lycium barbarum (goji berry), 2349 nucleotides. RefSeq names its product monocopper oxidase-like protein SKU5. The transcript has 14 exons. Lineage: Eukaryota; Viridiplantae; Streptophyta; Magnoliopsida; Solanales; Solanaceae. Gene Ontology annotation, molecular function: oxidoreductase activity; copper ion binding. The record is from RefSeq and is a predicted model, not a curated record. The coding region runs from base 1 to 2349 and encodes 782 amino acids.
AUGGACGGAGAUCCUCUUGCUCACUGCAGGUUUGUACAGCUAUGCUCAAGAUACCUAGCGAUAUCAUUCAGGGCAUUUCUAUUUGUUCAGUGUUUCCCUGAACUGUGGUCUCAAAUCUCCAUCCUACCUAAGAAAGUGAUACACAUGGCUGAAUAUCUAUGCAGGAAGUUUCUGUGGUCUGGUAGGCCUGAAAAAUCAAAGACUGCUUUGAUCUCUUGGGAAAGAUUGUGCGGUCCACAAGCUUCUGGUUGUCUGGGGUUGGUUGAUGUAUCAGCUGGAAUAGGACUGCUAAUUGCAAACAUCUUUGGAGCUUGCAACUGGCCUGGCGAUGAGGAGCAGGAUCUUCAUCAAAUGAGUAAAUUCAGUGCUAAUGCUGUAUACCAGAAACUCAGAGGUGACAUACCAAAGGUAGAGUGGAGAAGACUGAUUUGCAUUAAUCAUGGCUCGCCAAAGAUAGGAUUGCUCAAUGCAACUAGCUUGGCAAGGCAUUGUGAGAAGAUCCAUGGAAUGGAAGAAGUCAUUUGGGCUACUAGAAAGGCAAAGGGCAAGUCAUUGAAUGCUAUCCUCUGCAGGAUAAUUCUUGCAUAUAUCCUGUACUUUGUAUGGCAAGAGAGGAACCUUAGGCUCUUCGAGCAGAAACGGAGAGAACCAGGGGUGUUGUUGAGGCAAAUUACACAGGAAGUUCAUAGCAGAGGAUCAAUUCUUCCUAAGACAUUGAUUGUUCAUUCUAGCAUACUUGCCAACUUGUUGAGGUCUACUUCUGGUUCAGUCAUUAUUGGAGAAGACAUUUUCCUUGAGUGGCAUGUUGAUGAAGACCAUAACAUCAAACCAGUAUCUGUGGAUCAACCAGUGAUAACUAUCAAUGGUAAGUUUCCUGGACCUCUACUGAAUGGGACCACCAAUGAUAAUAUUCAUGUCAAUGUGUUCAACGAUAUGGAUAAAUAUCCUGUUCUCAUUACAUGGAAUGGGAUCCAACAAAGGCACAACUCGUGGCAAGAUGGAGUUUCAGGAACCAACUGUGCAAUCCAGCCCAAUACUAAUUGGACUUAUGAGUUUCAAUUGAAAGACCAAAUUGGAAGCUUCUUCUAUUUCCCAUCCAUAAAUUACGAAAAGGCCGGUGGAGCAUUCGGCCCAAUUCGAGUUGAUAAUCGGGUCGAGGUCCAAACCCCAUUUGCAGAUCCAGAUGGUGAUUUUGAUCUUCUCAUUGGUGAUUGGUAUGAAGAUAGCUACAAGGUUAUUGGAGACAAAUUGGCACAUGAAGGCUACAAUAAAACUCCAAACAUGAUGCUUAUGAAUGGGAAAGGCUCAUAUUUGGACUCAAAAGCAAAAACCAAUAUAUCCUUUACGGUAAAUCAUGAAAAGACGUAUAGAUUGAGGAUUUCAAACGUGGGAAGUGAAUGGAGUUUCAAUUUUCGAAUCCAAAAUCAUAGCAUGCUAUUGGUCGAGACCGAAGGCUCGUACACCAAUCAAAUUUGGUUAAGUUCUCUCGACGUCCACGUGGGCCAAUCAUAUUCUGUUCUUGUCACAGCUGAUCAAGAUGCUGCUGAUUAUUACAUAGUUGCAACUGCAAAAAUGGCUAAUUCUACUCAGCUCAAAACACUAGAGGUUGUUGGUGUGUUGCACUAUGAGAACUCUACCAAACCUGUUGACGGGCCUAUUCCAAAUGGGCCUGAAUCAUUUGAUGUGAAAUUCUCCAUCAAUCAAGCUAGAUCCAUCAGGUGGAAUUUGACAACAGGAGCAGCAAGGCCUAAUCCACAAGGGUCAUUUAACGUAUCAAAUGUGACAUUGUCACAAACUUUUGUUCUACAAAAUUCAGUGAACUAUAAGAAUGGCACGAUAAAUUAUGCCAUUAACAAUGUCUCCUAUGCCACACCACAAACACCAUUAAAACUGGCGGAUUAUUACCUCAAUGGCUCCGGAGUUUACGAACUCGAUAAAUUUUCGGGGAACAGUAGCCUACCGGAGACUGUUUAUGGAACAUUUGUUGUGUCUGGAGAACAUAGAGGGUGGCUAGAAAUUGUCUUUAAGAAUGAGUUACAAGUCAUGGAUUCUUGGCAUUUGGAUGGAUUUGGCUUCUUUGUUGUCGGGUACGGUUUUGGAAAUUGGACUCCUGAAUCGCGAUAUACGUAUAAUCUUUAUGAUCCUGUUGUUCGUUCUACUGUUCAGGUGUACCCAAAAGGAUGGACAGCAGUAUAUGUAUAUCUGGACAAUCCAGGAAUGUGGAAUUUAAGGUCACAAAAUUUGAAACAUUGGUUCUUAGGACAAGAGCUUUACAUCAGAGUUUAUGACCCUGAUCCAAAUCCAGCCAAAGAACACCUUCCCCCUAAAAAUCUACUCUAUUGUGGUUAG